GGAUGAUGAGGUGCGUAAAGAGAGGCGCCAACGCACCGCACCGGGCUGAAGGAGCUAAUGACCAGACCAGACAGACCCAGUCCAGUCCACGCAGCGUCUCCAGGGCUGCAGAGACAUGAAGAGCCGCGGUGUUUGGAGGAGUAAAGCCUCACCUGCAGACGUCUGAGCACAGUGGCAGCAUGGCGGGGGGUCGGAGGGGACUUGUGGCCCCUCAAAAUACUUUUUUGGAGAAUAUAGUCCGACGGUCCAACGACACUAACUUUGUGCUGGGAAACGCUCAGAUCGUGGACUGGCCCAUCGUCUACAGCAACGAUGGCUUCUGCAAACUCUCAGGCUACCACCGGGCGGAGGUCAUGCAAAAGAGCAGCACCUGCAGCUUCAUGUACGGCGAGCUCACCGACAAGGACACUACGGAGAAAGUACGGCUGGCGUUCGAGAAUUAUGAGAUGAACUCCUUUGAAAUACUCAUGUACAAGAAGAACAGGACGCCUGUGUGGUUUUUUGUGAAGAUAGCGCCCAUCCGAAACGAACAGGAGAAAGUGGUUUUGUUUCUCUGCACUUUCAGUGAUAUUACAGCCUUCAAACAGCCCAUUGAGGACGACUCUUCUAAAGGUUGGGGGAAGUUUGCUCGUCUAACUCGGGCCCUCACCAGCAGCCGUGGCGUUCUCCAGCAGCUCCAGCCCACCGUUCACAAGGGGGAGAACGUCCACAAGCACUCGCGCUUAGCUGAGGUCCUCCAGCUGGGCUCCGAUAUCCUACCUCAGUACAAGCAAGAGACCCCCAAGACCCCUCCACACAUCAUCCUGCACUACUGUCUAUUUAAAACCACAUGGGAUUGGGUGAUUCUCAUUCUAACUUUCUACACGGCCAUCAUGGUUCCCUACAACGUUUCCUUCAAGACCAAGCAGAACAACGUGACGUGGCUGGUGGUGGACAGUAUCGUGGAUGUGAUUUUCCUGGUGGACAUCGUGUUGAAUUUCCACACGACCUUUGUGGGGCCGGCGGGGGAGGUGAUAUCUGACCCCAAGCUGAUCCGCAUGAACUAUCUGAAGACCUGGUUUGUCAUAGACCUGCUGUCCUGCCUGCCCUACGACGUCAUCAACGCAUUUGAGAACGUGGACGAGGUGAGUGAGAACAGGUGGAAGCCUGGGAGAGUUGGGAUGGCAGAUAAAAUCCCGCCGCCCCGCUCAGGCCAAAACUCGAUGUUAUAUUUUGUGUUUUUCCAGGGCAUCAGCAGCCUGUUCAGCUCUCUCAAGGUGGUCCGGCUUCUGCGUUUGGGCCGGGUCGCUCGUAAACUGGACCAUUACAUCGAGUACGGGGCGGCGGUGCUGGUUCUGCUGGUGUGCGUCUUUGGACUCGCUGCUCACUGGCUCGCGUGUAUUUGGUACAGCAUUGGCGACUAUGAGAUCAUCGACGAGGAGACUAACAUCGUUCGAAUGGACAGCUGGCUGUAUAUCCUGGCAGAGACACUGGGCACGCCGUAUCGCUUCAACACCAGCGGCUCGGGCAAGUGGGAGGGCGGCCCCAACAAGGACUCGGUCUACAUCACGUCCCUGUACUUCACCAUGACCAGUUUGACCUCCAUCGGCUUUGGGAACAUCGCACCCACCACAGACGGGGAGAAGAUCUUCGCCGUGGCCAUGAUGAUGAUCGGAUCUCUUCUCUACGCCACCAUCUUCGGUAACGUGACCACCAUUUUCCAGCAGAUGUACGCCAACACCAACAGGUACCACGAGAUGCUGAACAGUGUGCGGGACUUUCUUAAACUCUACCAGGUCCCCAAAGGCCUGAGCGAGCGUGUCAUGGACUACAUCGCCUCCACCUGGUCCAUGUCUCGGGGCAUAGACACAGAAAAGGUCUUACAGAUUUGUCCUAAAGAUAUGCGAGCGGACAUCUGCGUACACCUGAACCGCAAGGUGUUCAAGGAGCACCCGGCGUUCCGACUGGCCAGUGACGGCUGCCUGCGAGCGCUGGCCAUGGAAUUCCAAACCAUCCACUGUGCUCCGGGGGAUCUGAUCUACCACGCAGGGGAGAGCGUGGACAGCCUCUGCUUUGUGGUGUCGGGGUCACUAGAGGUCAUCCAGGACGACGAGGUGGUGGCCAUCUUAGGUAAAGGCGACGUGUUUGGGGAUGUUUUCUGGAAGGAGGUGACGCUAGCUCAGUCGUGCGCUAACGUCCGCGCGCUAACCUACUGCGACCUCCACGUCAUCAAGCGGGACGCCCUGCAGAAGGUGCUGGAGUUCUACACCGCCUUCGCCAACCACUUCUCCAGGAAUCUGCUGCUGACCUACAAUCUCCGAAAGAGGAUCGUCUUCAGAAAAAUCAGCGACGUGAAGCGAGAAGAGGAAGAGCGACAGAAACGUAAGAACGAAGCCCCUCUGAACUUACCCCCCGACCACCCCGUCCGUAAACUCUUCCAACGCUUCCGGCAGCAGAAGGAGGCGCGGCUUCACGUCGACAAACCCGACGUCGACGAACACGACCUGGAGAAGGGCCAGAUGUACGUGGACACGCCCCCUCCCAAGCCCGCCAUCGCCACCACCAGCAUCGUCACCGUCACCGAAAGCCCCGCCACUCCCUCCUCGUCCACGCCGCAGUCAGGAACCCCGCCCAAUUGUAACGCCAACGACAAAACCACGCUGCAAGUCCCGCCUCCCGUACCUUUCAUCACUUGCCGCGUCGCCGAACCGCCAAAGGUCAAAGGCUGGGGCCGCUUUAAGGAAUCCAUGGCCAAAGCGGACAACUGGAAUAAAGUAUCGAAGGCGGAAUCUAUGGAGACGUUACCGGAUCGGACGAAGGCGCACGAAACGCAAGUGACUUUGAAAAAAACGGACUCGUGCGACAGCGGAAUCACCAAAAGCGACCUGCGUUUGGACAAAGCAGGAGAUUUAAGGUUGACCCCUCAGGACCGCAGCCCCGUCCAACCCGACAACAGACACGUGUUUUACCCCAUUCCCGAACAAACCCUACAAGCUUCACUACAGGAGCUAAAGCUGGAGCUAAAAGACGAUAUCAAAAACCUUUCCGCACGUAUGUCUGGACUCGAGGCGCAACUUAUGGAAGCGCUCCAGCUGCUCAAAGACAGGAGACCGAGCACAGACUCCCCGCAACCUCUUUUUGAUAUUUCUAGACCGGCUUCACCAGAACUGGAAAAGGAAGAUAUCUUUUCAUGAAUGGUUUUAGUCUUAAGGGACAUCGUGGAUUUCAACGCAAUACUGGGAACUCAGCCUAAGUCCGGUUACAUUGGGAUUACCUGGGCGGCUGAGGCUGCAGUAAUCACUAUGUUCGGGAUUACGGAGCAGGUGUCUGGACUGGUUCAGAGCGAAACCAGAUCCAGAGAUGUUGUAGCGCGGUUUACGAGACGGAACACUAC
Molecule: messenger RNA, 3373 nt
Organism: Periophthalmus magnuspinnatus
Lineage: Eukaryota; Metazoa; Chordata; Actinopteri; Gobiiformes; Gobiidae
Gene: kcnh1a
Product: potassium voltage-gated channel, subfamily H (eag-related), member 1a
Exons: 15
Coding region: 180-3173 (997 amino acids)
Biological process (GO): regulation of membrane potential; potassium ion transmembrane transport
Cellular component (GO): membrane
Molecular function (GO): delayed rectifier potassium channel activity
Source: RefSeq, a predicted model, not a curated record